Molecule: messenger RNA, 2060 nt
Organism: Pseudomyrmex gracilis
Lineage: Eukaryota; Metazoa; Arthropoda; Insecta; Hymenoptera; Formicidae
Product: tectonic-3
Exons: 5
Coding region: 33-2054 (673 amino acids)
Biological process (GO): cilium assembly
Cellular component (GO): ciliary transition zone
Source: RefSeq, a predicted model, not a curated record
CAAAAAAAAUACUAUAUUAACAUUUUGCGACGAUGCUUUUCCCGUUGCUGCUACUUCUUACAUGUACCAACGUGGUGCAUGUGAUAAAAUUUGAAGAUAUAUUAAUCUGUACGAAUGACACAGAUUGCAACGAAGCGACAGACUCGCCAACGUACACACAAGAUUCUGAAAUUGACGAUUCAGCUUCGGAUAAUUCCUCAAAUAACACAGAGGAAGAUAAUCCAUUUGUUACUGCUCUUCCUACUGAGAUGACAUCUUUGAGAACAAACUUUGAUGUAACAGAAUCAGAAGUAGAAUCAACUUUGACAACAACGUCCUCGCCAGUUGUUAUUCCUCUAAAUAAAACUCUCAAGUUCAAAAAAACAGAGUUAUGCGAAUGUGAUUUGACUAAAUUUGGCUGUGAUAUCAAUUGCUGUUGCGACAGAGAUUGCAAUCAAUCUCACUUGUCCGCCUUUUCUCACUGUCAAGAUUAUCACAUGGAGCUUUACGACAGUCGAUAUUGCUACAAUCGAAAUUUCGUACAACUAAACAACACGCCUUUCAUUCUUGAGAAACUUGGAAAUAACUUGUUUUGCGUCUUAUAUGAUAAUAUUCCAUCUAGAUAUAGCGCGAGUAACGAUCUGAUUUUACGGAAUGAGAAAGAUCUGUGGAAUGUGAUAAAAACAAAAAAAUAUAAAUGGAAAAUAAAAUCUGACGAAGUGUUGCCCAAAUACAAUUUAACGAAAUAUUAUCAACACGGAGACAUAUUGUGGAAAUUAUAUGAUAAAUCUAUUGAAACAACAGAAUUUCUACAAUCCGGAUUUAACGGAAUAUGUUCGCUGAAAAAGAUCUUGCGAUAUCUAGAGAAUUGGAAAGACACGUGCAUACAAAGUGAAUUAACAAAUGUCAAUCAAUAUUUGUUUUCCACGACGUUCAGUAAUUUUACUAUUAUCAAAUCUCUGCCGUCAUUCAACAAUACAUUUGUCACAAAACAGGCUUGUCGAAGCGAUAUUUGUUUGCCGAUAAGGACUCAUUACUGUUCAAAAUCGUUCAGCGUGUGCAACAGAACCAGAAUACCGGGUUUCUGCGUAAACUCAACUUGCACCAAUAUCGUCAAAGGUGUAAAAUACGUAAUUGUUCACAACGGCUCCGCCGGCGUCAACAGCAUUGACGCUUAUUUCGAUAUAGGCGACACUUCGCGUGCGUUUUAUCAAUAUUACGAGGUCCGGUACGAGUGGAUAGACACGAAUAAGACAAAAGCUUUCGCACGUAGCGGAAAUCCCGGUUACAUCGCGGGCAAACCGAUCAUUGUCGGCGCGCCGCAAACUAACAAGAGCAAAGCCGAGAUCUUCUUUAACAGAACUAAUGGAUUUCUCACAUUGCCUCUGGCUCAGAAAAGUGGUGAGUGCGACCGAAUCGGCAGGCACGUCGUCGCGUUCGGCGAGGACGUUCGGCUAAGAUGUGUCGCUAAAUUAUUGACGAAAAAUUUCACCGCGUCAUCUUGCGCGGAACUGCAAAAUCUGACUAUGGAUCUCAUGACGAAUGCGUUCACGUUAAAUGCGAGUCUGCCGUACAACGUUUACGUGUCCAAGUUGGGUAAUUUCACCAACAGGAAAACGGCCGAGUGGUCGCGCGUCGUGUUCGACAGAAUACCACAGAGCGUUGUGACCGCGCACAAAAUCGGAAGACGGAUUCUGUGUUCCGGAUUAAUCACGAGCGUACAUUUGAAUAUUCUUUAUUCGACAUUACCAAAGUCAAAAACUUUAACCAACUACAAAAUACUAGGCUUUGGCGUUACGUUCGGCAAGGAGGAGGACAUCAGUUGGCCAAAAUGCACAAUGAAAACUUGCACCGACGUUCUUCACGUCGAUAUUCUCUCGUACGUUAAUUUUCACGACGUUUCAAAACCAUCGAAAUAUUAUUUUGUCGGCGGGUCUAAUCUAGACCUUACAUUACCUUAUGAUUUUUUUUAUCCCUUUCUGAACGAUUCAGAAAGGAUAAAAAGUCCAAAUGUAUUGAUUCUCUUUAUUAUACAUGUGUGUGUGAGUGUGUUAUAUACACAAUAUAACAUAUAAAUAUCG